Messenger RNA from Syngnathus typhle (broad-nosed pipefish), 1182 nucleotides. RefSeq names its product dnaJ homolog subfamily C member 30, mitochondrial-like. The transcript is spliced from 2 exons. Lineage: Eukaryota; Metazoa; Chordata; Actinopteri; Syngnathiformes; Syngnathidae. Bases 17 to 826 code for a protein of 269 amino acids. The record is from RefSeq and is a predicted model, not a curated record.
UCUUGACUCCACAAACAUGGCGGAGGUCAUACUUCGCUGUAGCAGAAUCACUGUCAACAUUUUGCCCAAAAUAUGCAACUAUUUUCCACCGAAAUCUCCUGGGAAGCACGAAGAAGGGCUGAGGGAUGACAUUAGAGCAGGUCAUGGACAUACUUCUGUAUCUUGGGGCCACGGAGACUAUCUAGGAAUUUUCUUCCCUCAAAGCAGUGCCCGUCCAGGCUCUUGCUGGGGACAUUUGACCUUUUGUAGGACUUAUGCCAAUGCCACAAGAGAAGAGCCUCUUUACAGAAGCAAAACCGGCUACUACGACAUCCUCGGCGUGUCUCCCACGGCCACCCAAGUGCAGAUCAAAACCGCCUACUACAAACAGUGCUUCCUCUACCACCCGGACAGAAACGCCGGAAACGAUGAUGCCACCGUCCGCUUCUCAGACAUCAGCGAGGCCUACUCAGUGCUGGGCCACAAGGGCCUGCGAAAGAAGUAUGACCUUGGCCUCUUGAGUCUGCUCGACCUGACCAACAAGACCCAGGUCAGACCCUCCGCCGCCAAUCCCCCCGGAGGAGGGAGCUCAGCGGCAGCAGGAGGGAGGAACGCGGCCGUGGACCCCCGUAGUACCAUAUUUGACUUUGACAAGUUCCUUCGCUCGCAUUACGGCAACCAGCUCCUGAGGGACAAAGACAUUCGAAAACGGAAGGAGGAGAUGCUGAAGAAACAGCAGGAGUCGCUGCCCGAGAGGAACAAGGAAAGGACCAUGGAGGUGGGUGUCGUCAUGAUGCUCGUUGGCGCCAUAGUGCUGCUGAUCACCUUGAGGGGAGUGUCGAGCUGAAGUCAUACUGUUCAUUUUCCUUCACAUAGUUCAAUUUCAUAUUUAUAGAAAAUUAUUAUAUAAUUAUUAUAAAUUAUUAUAACAAUUUCCCCAAAGUUGAAUCCAUUGUUUUUAGCCGCAAUUUAUCUAAAUUAGUAUGAUGACUUCUGCCACUGUCAAUCUGUCAAAGCAUAAAGAAAUUCACUGUGCUAUAGUUAAACUUUUAUGACUUACAAUAAGUCAUAUCACACUUGUAAUAUAACUAUUGCUAUUUGUUGGUCUUUUUGGGAGGUGCAAUGUUCUAGAAUAAUGUGCCUUUCAUCUGGGUGCUUUUGUCAUCCACAUAUAUAAGUAAUGAAUGAAACUUAUCUGGUGUU